Messenger RNA from Somion occarium, 528 nucleotides. The record is from the annotation of a GenBank genome assembly. NCBI's taxonomy places the organism in Eukaryota, Fungi, Basidiomycota, Agaricomycetes, Polyporales, Cerrenaceae.
AUGAAGCCACGGUCACUUCUGCAGCCUAUCUUUCGUCGAUAUGCGUCUCGUCUCCCAGAGAGACCUCCAUACAGGGCCCCAGAUCCUCUCCUCAAUAACCCCCAUGCCACCUACCAACAAGUUUCCGAGGACAUGACAUUCAUUCACCGACCACCACCUACCGCACCGUCACCUAUAUCCUACACCACCAACCCUGCUUCACCACUCUUGCGCGAUGCUUCCGGGGUUGCAACCCUACCACCCACUGUUCGACCGGAGAAAGCGCAGCCUCCGCGAAUGUCUGACGAGGACCUUGCAAAAUUGCGACAGUUGAGGAUGGAGGAUCCGGAUAAGUGGUCAACUGGGAGAUUGGCAAAAGAGUUCAAUUGUACCCCUGCGUUUGUGAUGCGCGUGGCUGCUUUGAAGGUUGCUGACAGAAAGAGGCUGAAGAAGAAGCGGGAUGAGGAACAUGAAGAGAACCGAGGCAAGUGGGGUGACAAGAAGGCUCUUAACCAUGAAGUUCGCCAGCAACGGAAAUUGUAUUGGUAG